AUGGAUAGGUUCAAUAGAACCGCACGACAAGUAAGGGGAGUAGGCAAGAAGUUUACUAUCAGUACUCUGGCCACUGCGUUGAGGCCUUCCCCGUUUGCUGAUAACUUGUUCGCAGAGCCCCCGCUAACCUUGGACGAAUUACAAGAGAGGGCCGCUCGGUUCAUUAGAAUAGAAGAAAUGAGGGCAGUCCAAAGGCGGCAGCAAGAGCAAAACUCAAGUUCAGGACAGGAGAAGAAGGAGGCUAAGAAACCGUUCGUACUAGGCGAGCGGUUAAAAGGCCAGAAGUAUAGAGAUGGCCCGAAGGGGGCUAGGUACGAAAGGUACACCCCGUUGAACACUCCAAGGGUGAGAGUACUGGAAGAAGCCCUUAAUGCAGACUUGAUAAGGUUUGUUAAGGAGGAAAGGAAGGUGAGAAGUCCGCCUAAGAGGGCUAGGGCGGAGCGAAGUGAUGAGAGGGAGGGUGGGUCAUCGGCGUCCGCAAGAAAAAGAAACCUGAGGGAGCUUAAGAGCGUUCAUAGGGUAGAUGUGAGAAAGCGCUCUAUGCCGCCCAUCACAUUUACGGAUGAAGAUUUCCAUGCUCCCGAUCCGGAUGAGGAUGAGCCGAUGGUAAUAACUGCGGUCAUUGCCCGAUAUAGCAUGGGAAAGGUAUUGGUGGACCAGGGCAGCUCUGUUAACAUUCUAUACUGGAAGACAUUCCAGCAGAUGGACAUAUCCAAAGACCUGAUCGCCCCGUACAAUGAGCAGAUAGUAGGAUUCGCGGGGGAAAGGGUAGAUACAAGAGGAUAUGUGGAUCUUAGAACGUGCCUGGGAACCGAGCGGACCAAGGAGGUGAAAAACAGGUUUUUGCUGGUGGAUGUAAACACCUCUUAUAAUGUGCUAUUAGGACUACCGUGUUUGAAUGCAUUCGGGGCAAUUGUUUCCACACCCCAUCUCACGCUGAAAUUUCCGUUGGACAAUGGAACCAUUUGCACCGUUCGGUCCGACCUGAGGAUUGCUAGAGAAUGUUAUAUGACGGAGUUGAAGGUUCAGCCAUCGUCAUUAGAUCCACCCAGUCGGCAUAAGAGAAGGCGUUCGGAGGUAGCCAUGGCAGAUUUGGAUCCAAGGACUAAUACGGACGAUCGGAUAGAACCAAUGUGA
Vigna angularis (adzuki bean) is the source of this 1137-nucleotide messenger RNA. RefSeq lists its product as uncharacterized. The transcript is spliced from 3 exons. The coding region runs from base 1 to 1137 and encodes 378 amino acids. The record is from RefSeq and is a predicted model, not a curated record. NCBI's taxonomy places the organism in Eukaryota, Viridiplantae, Streptophyta, Magnoliopsida, Fabales, Fabaceae.